AUGUUCCAUGUUUCUUUUAGGUACAUCUUUGGAAUUCCUCCCCUGAUCCUUGUUCUGUUACCAGUAGCGUCAUCUGAUUGUGAAAUUAAAGGUAAAGACGGCCAAGAUUAUAAGAAUAUUCUAAGAGUCAGCUUCGAUUACUUGAACAACGUGACACACAAUGGUAGCAAUUGCCUGAAUAAUGAAUCUAAUUUUUUUAAAAAACACUCAUGUGAUGAUAAUAAGGAAGCUAUGUUUUUAUUCCGUGCUGCUCGAAAGUUGAAGCUAUUUGUUAGAAAGAAUAUCACUGAGGAUUUCGAUCUUCAUUUAUUAAAAAUUUCACAAGGCACGAUUAAACUGUUGAACUGCACCAAUAAGGUGAAAGACAGAAAAUCAUCUUCCCAUGGUGAAGGCCAGCCCACUAGGAAUUUGGUGAGAGAAGAGAAUAAACAGAAGUGUCUCCUAAUUACACUACUAGACAAGAUACAAACUUGUUGGAAUAAAGUUUUUGCGGAACAAAAAGGACACUGA
Messenger RNA from Sorex araneus (European shrew), 510 nucleotides. RefSeq names its product interleukin 7 (gene IL7). Gene Ontology annotation, cellular component: extracellular region. The transcript has 6 exons. Gene Ontology annotation, biological process: immune response. Gene Ontology annotation, molecular function: interleukin-7 receptor binding; growth factor activity. Bases 1 to 510 code for a protein of 169 amino acids. NCBI's taxonomy places the organism in Eukaryota, Metazoa, Chordata, Mammalia, Eulipotyphla, Soricidae. The record is from RefSeq and is a predicted model, not a curated record.